Urocitellus parryii (Arctic ground squirrel) is the source of this 6778-nucleotide messenger RNA. RefSeq names its product AT-rich interaction domain 1B (gene Arid1b). Gene Ontology annotation, biological process: regulation of transcription by RNA polymerase II; positive regulation of DNA-templated transcription; chromatin remodeling. The record is from RefSeq and is a predicted model, not a curated record. Lineage: Eukaryota; Metazoa; Chordata; Mammalia; Rodentia; Sciuridae. Gene Ontology annotation, cellular component: brahma complex; nBAF complex; nucleoplasm. Gene Ontology annotation, molecular function: DNA binding; nucleosome binding.
GGGCCACCAUCCCAGGCCCGCCGCGGCGGAGCCGAGCGGGGCGGCGGGUCUGGGGUACCGAGCGGAUCCGCGCUGGCAGCGCCGGCAGCGUGCCYCGACCGGGCCGAGAGGGAGAACUUUCUCCCUCCUCCGGCCGCUGCGUCGCCCUCGGCUUCCGAGGGGAGUCCAAUGGAUCCAAUGGUGAUGAAGAGGCCCCAGUUGUAUGGGAUGAGCAGCAACCCUCAUUCCCAGGCGCAGCAGAGCAGCCCGUACCCAGGAGGCUCCUACGGUCCCCCCGGCGCACAGCGGUACCCCCUUGGCAUGCAGGGCCGGGCCCCAGGGGCCCUGGGAGCCCUGCAGUACCCACAGCAGCAGAUGCCACCUCAGUAUGGACAGCAAGGUGUGAGUGGCUACUGCCAACAAGGCCAACAGCCAUAUUACAACCAGCAGCCCCAGCCCCCGCAUCUCCCGCCCCAGGCGCAGUAUUUGCCAUCCCAGUCCCAGCAGAGGUACCAGCCGCAGCAGGACAUGUCUCAGGAAGGCUACGGAACUAGAUCUCAACCUCCUCUGGCCCCAGGAAAGCCGAAUCAUGAAGACUUGAAUUUAAUACAGCAAGAAAGACCAUCAAGUUUACCAGACCUGUCUGGCUCCAUUGAUGACCUCCCCACGGGAACGGAAGCAACCCUGAGCUCCGCGGUCAGCGCGUCGGGGUCCACAAGCAGCCAGGGCGACCAGAGCAACCCAGCUCAGUCACCUUUCUCUCCACAUGCAUCUCCCCAUCUCUCCAGCAUCCCUGGGGGGCCAUCACCUUCUCCUGUUGGCUCUCCUGUAGGAAGCAACCAGUCGAGAUCUGGCCCAAUUUCUCCUGCAAGUAUUCCAGGCAGUCAGAUGCCUCCUCAGCCACCUGGGAGCCAGUCAGAAUCCAGUUCCCAUCCUGCCUUGAGCCAGUCACCAAUGCCACAGGAAAGAGGUUUUAUGGCAGGCACACAAAGAAACCCUCAGAUGUCUCAGUACGGACCUCAGCAGACAGGACCGUCCAUGUCGCCUCAUCCUUCUCCUGGGGGCCAGGUGCACCCUGGAAUCAGUAGCUUUCAGCAGAGCAACUCGAGUGGGACUUACGGCCCGCAGAUGAGCCAGUAUGGACCCCAAGGUAACUACUCCAGACCCCCAACGUAUAGUGGGGUGCCCAGUGCAAGCUACAGUGGCCCAGGGCCCGGUAUGGGCAUCAGUGCCAACAACCAGAUGCAUGGACAAGGGCCAAGCCAGCAAUGUGGUGCUAUGCCCCUGGGACGGAUGCCGGCAGCUGGGAUGCAGAACAGACCAUUUCCUGGAAACAUGAGCAGUGUGACCCCCGGCUCUCCUGGCAUGUCUCAGCAGGGCGGGCCAGGCAUGGGGCCGCCAAUGCCCACCGUGAACCGGAAGGCACAGGAAGCCGCUGCAGCCGUGAUGCAGGCUGCUGCCAACUCAGCACAAAGCAGGCAAGGMAGCUUUCCUGGCAUGAACCAGAGUGGACUUGUGGCUUCCAGCUCUCCCUACAGCCAACCCAUGAACAACAGCUCUGGCCUGAUGAACACACAGGCACCGCCUUACAGCAUGACGCCCACCAUGGUGAACAGCGCCACAGCAUCUAUGGGUCUUGCAGAUAUGAUGUCUCCCGGUGAAUCCAAACUGCCCGUGCCUCUCAAAGCAGAUGGCAAAGAAGAAGGCACUCCACAGCCCGAGAGCAAGUCGAAGGAUAGCUACAGCUCUCAGGGUAUUUCUCAGCCCCCAACCCCCGGCAACCUGCCAGUCCCUUCCCCAAUGUCCCCCAGCUCUGCUAGCAUCUCCUCCUUUCAUGGAGAUGAGAGCGAUAGCAUUAGCAGCCCAGGCUGGCCAAAGACUCCAUCAAGCCCUAAGUCCAGUUCAUCCACCACCACUGGGGAGAAGAUCACAAAGGUCUACGAGCUGGGGAACGAGCCAGAGAGGAAGCUGUGGGUAGACCGGUAUCUGACGUUCAUGGAAGAGAGGGGCUCCCCGGUCUCCAGUCUGCCUGCAGUGGGCAAGAAGCCCCUGGACCUCUUCCGGCUCUAUGUCUGUGUCAAAGAGAUUGGAGGUUUGGCCCAGGUUAAUAAAAACAAGAAGUGGCGUGAGCUGGCAACCAACCUAAAUGUUGGCACUUCAAGCAGUGCAGCGAGCUCCCUGAAAAAGCAGUAUAUCCAGUACCUGUUUGCUUUCGAGUGCAAGAUCGAGCGAGGGGAGGAGCCCCCACCUGAAGUCUUCAGCACCGGGGACACAAAGAAGCAGCCCAAACUCCAGCCGCCAUCUCCUGCUAACUCAGGAUCUUUGCAAGGCCCACAGACCCCCCAGUCAACUGGCAGCAAUUCCAUGGCAGAGGUUCCAGGCGACCUGAAGCCACCCACCCCAGCCUCCACUCCUCAUGGACAGAUGACCCCAAUGCAAGGCGGAAGAAGCAGUACAAUCAGUGUGCACGACCCUUUCUCCGACGUGAGUGAUUCAUCAUUCCCAAAACGGAACUCCAUGACUCCAAACGCCCCAUACCAGCAGGGCAUGAGCAUGCCAGACAUGAUGGGCAGAAUGCCCUAUGAACCCAACAAGGACCCCUUUGGUGGAAUGAGAAAAGUGCCUGGAAGUAGCGAGCCCUUUAUGACGCAAGGCCAGAUGCCCAACAGCAGCAUGCAGGACGUGUACAGCCAGAGUCCCGCAGGGGCCGUGUCCAACCUGAGCAUGGGUCAGCGGCAGCAGUUUCCCUAUGGGGCCAGUUAUGACCGGAGGCAUGAACCUUAUGGGCAGCAGUAUCCAGGCCAAGGUCCUCCGGCAGGACAGCCGCCAUAUGGAGGACACCAGCCUGGCCUGUAUCCCCAGCAGCCGAAUUAUAAACGCCACAUGGAUGGCAUGUACGGGCCUCCAGCCAAGCGCCACGAGGGAGACAUGUAUAACAUGCAGUAUGGCAACCAGCAGCAAGAGAUGUACAACCAGUAUGGAAGUUCUUACUCUGGCCCRGACCGGAGGCCCCUUCAGGGCCAGUAUCCAUACCCCUACAACAGAGAGAGAAUGCAGGGCCCAGGCCAGAUGCAGCCCCACGGAAUCCCGCCUCAGAUGCUGGGCGGCCCCAUGCAGGCAUCCUCCGGUGAAGGGCCUCAGCAGAACAUGUGGGCAGCGCGUAACGAUAUGCCUUACCCCUACCCAAACAGGCAGGGCCCGGGCGGCCCUGCACAGGCUCCCCCUUAUCCAGGCAUGAGCCGCACGGAUGACUUGAUGGUACCUGAUCAGAGGAUAAAUCACGAGAGCCAGUGGCCUUCUCACGUCAGCCAACGCCAGCCUUAUAUGUCAUCUUCGGCCUCCAUGCAGCCCAUCACGCGCCCACCUCAGUCAUCCUACCAGACACCACCGUCACUGCCAAACCAUAUCUCCAGGGCGCCCAGCCCGGCGUCCUUCCAGCGCUCCCUGGAGAAUCGCAUGUCUCCAAGCAAGUCUCCCUUUCUGCCCACCAUGAAGAUGCAGAAGGUCAUGCCCACAGUCCCCACGUCCCAGGUCACUGGGCCACCCCCCCAGCCACCCCCAAUCAGAAGGGAGAUCACCUUUCCUCCUGGCUCAGUGGAAGCAUCACAACCAGUCCUGAAGCAAAGGCGAAAGAUUACCUCAAAAGAUAUUGUUACCCCUGAGGCAUGGCGUGUGAUGAUGUCCCUUAAAUCAGGGCUUUUGGCUGAAAGUACUUGGGCUCUGGACACUAUCAACAUCCUUCUCUAUGAUGACAGCACGGUUGCUACUUUCAAUCUCUCCCAGUUGUCUGGAUUUCUUGAACUUUUAGUAGAAUACUUUAGAAAAUGCCUGAUUGACAUUUUUGGAAUUCUCAUGGAGUAUGAAGUGGGAGACCCCAGCCAGAAAGCACUCGGUCACAGUGCAGUGAAGGGAGAGGACAGCCAGUCCCUGGCAGAAGAUUCUGGGAAAGAGGAGGAAGACACUGAGGGUCUCGAGGAGGAGGAGGACGAGGAGGAAGAGGAGGAAGACAUGGAAAAGGUGGAGUCGGAGGCAAAGAGCAGUGCCACCCUCGGUGCCCCAGACACCACUACAGUCCCCAAAGAGAAGCCCAGACAGGCCAGUAAGUUUGACAAGCUGCCCAUAAAGAUUGUCAAGAAGAACCACCUGUUUGUGGUGGACCGCUCUGACCGGCUGGGCCGCGUGCAGGAGUUCAGCAGCGGGCUUCUGCACUGGCAGCUGGGGGGCGGUGACACCACGGAGCACAUCCAGACCCACUUUGAGAGUAAGAUGGAGAUUCCUCCUCGCAGGCGCCCACCUCCCCCUUUAAGCUCCACAGGUAGAAAGAAAGAGCCAGAAGGCAAAGGUGAUUCUGAAGAGCAGCCAGAGAAAAGCAUCAUAGCCACCAUCGAUGAUGUCCUGUCUGCUCGGCCGGGGGCCUUGCCCGAAGAAGCAAACCCUGGACCCCAGACCGAAAGCAGCAAGUUUCCCUUUGGUAUACAGCAGGCCAAAAGCCACCGGAACAUCAGGCUGCUGGAAGACGAGCCCAGGAGCCGGGACGAGACCCCACUGUGCACCAUCGCACACUGGCAAGACUCGCUGGCCAGGCGCUGCAUCUGCGUGUCCAACAUCGUGCGCAGCUUGUCUUUCGUGCCUGGCAACGACGCUGAGAUGUCCAAACAUCCGGGCUUGGUGCUGAUCCUGGGGAAGCUGAUUCUUCUUCACCACGAGCAUCCAGAGAGAAAACGAGCGCCGCAGACCUACGAGAAGGAGGAGGACGAGGACAAGGGGGUGGCCUGCAGCAAAGAUGAGUGGUGGUGGGACUGCCUGGAGGUCUUGCGGGACAACACACUGGUCACAUUGGCCAACAUCUCGGGGCAGCUAGACUUGUCCGCUUACACGGAAAGCAUCUGCUUGCCGAUCCUGGAUGGCUUGCUGCACUGGAUGGUGUGCCCAUCAGCAGAGGCGCAAGACCCCUUUCCCACAGUGGGACCCAACUCAGUCCUGUCGCCUCAAAGACUUGUGCUGGAGACCCUCUGUAAGCUCAGCAUCCAGGACAAUAACGUGGACCUCAUCUUGGCCACCCCUCCAUUUAGUCGUCAGGAGAAAUUCUAUGCUACGUUAGUUAGGUACGUUGGGGAUCGCAAAAACCCAGUCUGUCGAGAAAUGUCCAUGGCGCUUUUAUCGAACCUUGCCCAGGGGGAUGCGCUAGCAGCAAGGGCAAUAGCUGUGCAGAAGGGAAGCAUUGGGAACUUGAUAAGCUUCCUGGAGGACGGGGUCACGAUGGCGCAGUACCAGCAGAGCCAGCAUAACCUCAUACACAUGCAGCCCCCGCCUCUGGAACCACCUAGCGUAGACAUGAUGUGCAGGGCGGCCAAGGCUUUACUGGCCAUGGCCAGAGUGGACGAGAACCGCUCGGAAUUCCUUUUGCACGAGGGUCGGUUGCUGGAUAUCUCCAUAUCAGCUGUCCUGAACUCUCUGGUUGCUUCUGUCAUCUGUGAUGUACUAUUUCAGAUUGGGCAGUUAUGACAUAGUGAGAAGGCAAGCAUGUGUGAGUGAAGAUUAGCGCGUCACAUAUAACUGGCUGUUUUCUGUUCUUGUUUAUCCAGCGUAGGAAGAAGGAAAAGAAAAUCUUUGCUCCUCUGCCCCAUUCACUAUUUACCAAUUGGGAAUUAAAUAAUUAAUUUGAACAGUUAUAAAAUUAAUAUUUGCUGUCUGUGUGUAUAAGUACAUCCUUUGGGGUUUUUUAUUUCUUUUUUUUUUAACCAAAGUUGCUGUCUAGUGCAUUCAAAGGUCACAUUUUGUUUUUCACAGAUUCUCUCUUUAAUGUUCUUUUUUCCAUGUUGUAUUGCAUUUUGGGGGAAGCAAAUUGACUUUAAAGAAAAAGGUUUUGGCAAAAGAUGCUAAGAUGGGAAAAUUUCACCACACUGAGUCAAAAAGGUGAAAAAUUAUUAGUUUCCUAUGUAUUUUAUUCUUCAGAGAAUGUUAAAAAAAAAAAAAAGUUGCAUCCCAUCACCCAAAGCUCUGUGCAAUAGAAACUUCUAGAGAUAUAGGUAGAGGGGCUCAAGGAGGUGUGUCAGUCAGUAGUCAGAACUAUGAAUGAUACUGGUUUCUCCACAGGAAGGUGGUUACAUUAGGCUAGGAGCAAAAACAAUGUCUUUUAAGUUAGAAUUGAAAAUACAUACCUGAUAGCGAUCAAUGAAAAUUGCUUCCUCACCACUACCGCCAUGUCUGCUGUCUGUCGUUUGGCCCCCCACAUGACAGUUCUUCACAAUUCCUUUAAUCAUUUUUUAAAUAUUUUUUUUUACUGCCUAUGGGCUGUGAUGUAUAUAGAAGUUGUACAUUAAACAUACCCUCACUUUUUUUUCUUUUUUUUUUUUUUUUGUUUUUUUAGUACAAAGUUUUUAGUUUCUUUUUCAUGAUGUGGUAACUACGAAGUGAUGGUAGAUUUAAAUAAUUUUUUAUUUUUAUUUUAUAUAUUUUUUCAUUAGGGCCAUAUCUCCAAAAAUAAAAAAGAAACAAAAAACACAAAAAACAAAAACAAACAAAAAAAAAAACAAAAAAAAAAGAGGGUAAUGUACAAGUUUCUGUAUGUAUAAAGCCAUGCUCUGUUUCGAGAGAGCAGCUGAUCACAAUUUGCUUCAUAAAUCAAGGUGUGGAAAUGGUUGCAUAUGGAUUGAUUUAGAAAUGGUUACCAGUACAGACAAAAGAAAAAAUACAACUAAAAGGAAGAAACACAACUUCAAAGAUUUUUCAGUGACGAGAAUCCACAUUUGUAUUUCAAGAUAAUGUAGUUAAAAAAAAAAAAAAGAAAAAAACUUGA